CGCCGACAGGACCGUGACCCUGAUGUGGAGCGCCGUCAGCCGGGCGGUGGAGAGCCUCAUGGAGAGGCUGGGGGCCGAGCUCGAUGUCGGAAGGACCCCGGAGAGAGAGCGUACUGCGCAGACCACCGAGACGGCGGUGACGGUAGGCCGGCGCCCGGAGGAGCCGGGCGCCGGUCGGGUGACUUCGCCCGCCGUGGCUGGAGCCGUCCGGCCGCUCCCGGUGCCCGACAGUCCGCCUCACCGGAGGAAGAAGCGGGUGAAGCCGGGCACCCAGAGCUCUCACCGAGUCGGUUCCCCACACAAGCAGCCAGGGGCGGCCCUGUCCGAGGACGAGCUGGACGCCUACCACGAACUCUUCCUGCUGCUGUCCGAGCCCCCGGACCACCGCGCCAUCAGCGCCCGCAGCCUGUGCUCCGCGCUGCGAACGCCGCUUCCUGCCGGCCCGCUCCGCCAGCUGCUGCGGCAGAUGGACUCGGACGCGGACGGCGCGGUGGGCUUUACCGACUUCGUGCGCUUCGCCGGCGAUGCAAGUCUGUACCUGGGCUACGUGGCCCAGCUGUCCGGCGCCAUCAGCUCCCGCACGGGCGACCCGGCGCUGCUCUACAGGGUACUGUCCGAGGUGCUACGCCUCGGGCGCCUCUCCACGCAGUCCGCCGGCCACAUCGUCCGCUAUUACCACCGCCGCAUGAGGGCAGGAUUCGGGCCCGAGGGGAGGAGAGGAGACGCGGCUUCUCCCAAGUUCAUGGGGGUGAGUUCGCAGCGACUGGCGCUGUACCUCGACGCCCGAGGGCCGAGCGACGGCUCCGCCGAUGGACCCCUCACCCAGGAGCAGGUUAGCGCCUUCCGGGAGUUUUACGAACUCUUCGAUAGGAAUUGCCGGGACAACAUCGACAGCGUCUCCAUUCUCGGCAUCACCAGUGCACUGCGCCUCCGUUCCGGAAAUGCCUUGGUCCCCAGCCCGCUGCAGUUCUUGGCUGCGAGCGAUGGCGAGGAGGUGAGUUUCCCCGAUUUCUUGCGCCUCCUGACCAGCGCGGAGACGUUCCAGCGGUUCCUCGGGCAGGAAAAGGAGGAGGGAGGCGCCGUCUGCGAGCAGCCGCGACCCUGGGAGGCGCUGAGCCCGGACGCGCUAUUCUUCAACGCCGUCGCCAACAUCGUGCGGGGACCCUGGCUCAGCGCCAAGGCAGCGGACACCCUCGUCAGAUACUACCACCGGAUGUUCAGGGAGGCCGUGUGCCAGCCCCGCGACCUGUCGAGGGCAGAGCCGGCCGCCGCCCGGUCCCGGAGCCGGCCGUCGGGCCACGACAGCCCGACGGCCCCGAGCUCGGAGACGAGGAGCAGGAGGAGGAGGAGGAGGCGGUCGAGGCAGGGUAGGCUGCAGGCUUACGAGCACGAGUUCCGCAAGGCACUGCGGAACCCCAUCUUUGUCCUCGUCUUCAACGAGUACUCGUGGACCUUGAAGAGAGAGCAAAGGGAACGGGGCAGAAGGCUGGACGGGCCGAAGAAGAGAACCCCCACGGGGAAGUGA
Mobula hypostoma (lesser devil ray) is the source of this 1525-nucleotide messenger RNA. RefSeq lists its product as uncharacterized. The coding region runs from base 23 to 1525 and encodes 500 amino acids. The transcript has a single exon. Gene Ontology annotation, molecular function: calcium ion binding. The record is from RefSeq and is a predicted model, not a curated record. NCBI's taxonomy places the organism in Eukaryota, Metazoa, Chordata, Chondrichthyes, Myliobatiformes, Myliobatidae.